Molecule: messenger RNA, 813 nt
Organism: Armigeres subalbatus
Lineage: Eukaryota; Metazoa; Arthropoda; Insecta; Diptera; Culicidae
Gene: Ms
Product: dromyosuppressin
Exons: 3
Coding region: 123-467 (114 amino acids)
Source: RefSeq, a predicted model, not a curated record
UUUAGUCUGUUUAGUUUCUUUUUUUUACUAUAACUAGACUUUUCUCAUUUUCUGAGUAAUCGAUUGUUAGCACGGGCAAUGCCCUUACUAAUAAUGUGAUCAAGAAAUGUAAAUGUGCAAACAUGGUUAGUGUACUAUUACUGUUGGAAAAAUGGUUGCGAACGGAGUCGAUGAGCAUCCUAUUCUGUGCUAUUUUAAUUCUACACAUCACAUUGACAACGUGUCAAGCCACAACUGCUGUUCCGCCAAUAUGUGAAACUGAAUUAAUAGAGGAAAUGCCUCAUCGAAUAAGGAAAGUAUGUGCUGCCCUGGAAAACUCGAAUCAGUUCGCUGAAGCGCUCAAUGCCUACAUCCGUAAAGAAGCCGCAGCACUCCUAUACCAAGGUGAGGAUUUAUUGGCACCGAGCAGCAACGGAAAGCGAACGGACGUGGACCAUAUUUUUCUGCGUUUUGGACGGAAGCGCUAAUUUCCACUGCAGUUAUUAACCAUUUCGAUUGGUUGAGUGAUUGGCACGGUUCAGUUCAUCCUGAUUACAUAUGGUCGAAAACAAAUUUUACUGAGUUAAUUAUGCUCAAUUCCUUGGUCACACAUCACUCAAUGCAAUCCAUUUUCGUUUUUCUUUCAAUAAUGCAGUCCAAAUCAUGACAUCAAUUUGUGUAUAAGCGAGAAUUAAAUUCAUGAAAGAUAAUAGCCGGCCCUCAGUGUGAUUUCGGUUUUAGGAUAUAAAAUUAUUGUACAUAUGUAAUUCCAUUCCCAAAAGAUGCUAUGAAAGUUAAACUUGAAUAAAUAAAUAUUAAUAUAAAAACCCUAGU